CCCCUGCUCCAGCAGUCACGGUUCUUCCUCACACUCCGGGAUCUCGACGGUACCGGAAAGCGACGACCUACCCAGCCGAGGAGGACACCACGGUUUAAACACUUCAUGACACGACUUUACAAGACACGUCAAUGUUGGGUCGCGGUGUGAAGCGAAAGAGGAGCUGCUUGGAGGAGCUGGAGGUGGAGGUUCUCCCCGAUGGCGCGAGGAAGCCAGACAGGAAGCAGGAUGGGGGCGAGGACAGAGAGGAGGAAGCGGCGGCGAGCCUCCUGCAGCAGCGCCAGGUGGUCCUGGGCCUCUGCCUGAAGAAGCUGCAGGACGACCAGGCCGGCGUGGAGCUCAGCCUGCGCCGCUCCGUGCUGCUCGCCAACACGCUGCGGCAGAUCCAGGAGGAGAUGUGGCGCGACAGGACGAGAGGUCCGGACCGCCUCGACCCGGACUCCUGUCUGGUGAGGGACGGCUUCAGGGAGGACGUGUCUGUAACGUGUCCCGGGUGCGCAGAGGACGGCUGCUGCGACGCUGUGUCUCCUGAUGCCCCCUCUCAGGACCCUAACGGACCCUCGGACCAGCAGAAGCCCCCGCCGGCCCCCGCCGGGAGCACGUUGAGCGACAGCGCCACGGGCUACCUGAGCGACCUGGCGCUGGACGAYAUCUUCGAGGACAUCGAUACGUCCAUGUACGAGACGUCGGACCUGCCUUGGUCCUGCGGGGGCGGGGCUCUGUGGCCCCUCGGCGUGUCGCUGUGGCCCGAGGAGAACCUGAAGCCCCCCAGCCUGUCCUCGGGCGGGGGGCUCCAGUCGUGUCUGAUGGACCUGAACGACCUGGACUACAUCAUAGAGAUUCUGGUGAAGUCCUGAUGCUGGACCGGGUUUGGGUCAGGACCCCUGAAGGACACUAAACUUCUGAUACCUCGUUUAUUUGAACCAAACCUGCUUUUCUGCUGUUUUCUCUUCACUAAAGGCAGUUUUACUCGAGAUUUAUGGAAAAAAAAACUUUAGUUUUUUACAAAAACAAGUUGAAAAUCGUCUAGAAUCACAGAAAACAGGAAAACCUGAGUUUUAUUUGUUUAUUUAAACUAUUUUCUCGUGUAUCAUCAGGUUCUCCGUCAGAGGAAGCUUCAUUUAUUUCUUCGGCUCAUUUGCGAAACUUCGGCUCAGGUGGAAGCAACCUGAGCCGGUGCAGCUCGGGUCAGCCGGGCCCGUCAGAUCGGACCUGCCCGGGUUGAUAAUUAAUUGAAAUCCCUUCAAUUACUUAAGAGGGCGUGCUGCAGGCGGGAGGGCAAAGGGCCGGUUUCAGCGCCGCGACAAACUGUUUCCUGUUGCACAAACGUCCAGGAAAGGAACAAAAAUCAGCUGAAGAAAUGUCGAUUAUUUCGGCUGGUUGUGCACUGAUCUACGUCCAGCUUCUGUAAAAGGAAGGAAAGUGUCACAUAAAUGUGACCCAUCACAUCGAAACAAGGAUUAAGUCUAAAAAUUGGUUUAUGUAGAAAUAUGCAAAUGUAGUGGUUUUGAUUAAAACGUUUGCAAAAAUUGCAUUUUGUCAAAAUAAAAUGAAAAACAUCUGAAAUUUAAUCAUAAAA
Austrofundulus limnaeus is the source of this 1579-nucleotide messenger RNA. RefSeq names its product cell division cycle-associated protein 4. The coding region runs from base 132 to 857 and encodes 241 amino acids. NCBI's taxonomy places the organism in Eukaryota, Metazoa, Chordata, Actinopteri, Cyprinodontiformes, Rivulidae. Gene Ontology annotation, molecular function: transcription regulator activity. Gene Ontology annotation, cellular component: nucleus. The record is from RefSeq and is a predicted model, not a curated record. The transcript is spliced from 2 exons.